Messenger RNA from Hevea brasiliensis (rubber tree), 1597 nucleotides. RefSeq names its product plant UBX domain-containing protein 4. The transcript has 4 exons. Bases 85 to 1395 code for a protein of 436 amino acids. The record is from RefSeq and is a predicted model, not a curated record. Gene Ontology annotation, molecular function: ubiquitin binding. Gene Ontology annotation, biological process: Golgi organization; autophagosome assembly; membrane fusion. Gene Ontology annotation, cellular component: cytosol; nucleus. NCBI's taxonomy places the organism in Eukaryota, Viridiplantae, Streptophyta, Magnoliopsida, Malpighiales, Euphorbiaceae.
UAUUUAGUAUACCUUAAUUUAUCCUAUAAAAAAUUGCCGAUUGCCGAUCGACCGCGAAGCUGGAGUAAGCUUUACACAGCUGCUAUGGAGGACAACACAGAAACGGGUGCAAAAUACGAUCGCGGUGACGACGCUAGUAAUGCUAACGCAGCCCUUAUCAAUUCAUUCUGCGAGAUCACCUCCUCCUCCAAGGAAGAAGCCCUCUUCUUCCUCGAGAGUCAUCAAUGGAAUCUCGACUCCGCCGUCUCUACUUUCCUUGACAACAACAAUACUAUUCAUGACAAUAUCGACCCUGUUUCGCUUCCCACCGCUCCUUCAGCUCGUGCUGCUAACUCUUCCUCCCCUUCUUCCUCGCCUUCGGAGUCUCACUCUCCCAAUUACUCUCCCUCGCAGUCCCCGUCACGCUCUCGCUCCCGCUCUCCUUCUCCGUCGCCGUCUCGGGCUUCUUAUCGGCUUCGAUCGAGGGGUAAGAAGCCGGCUAAGGCCGUGGCUGGUGGGAGUACGGCGCGUGGAGGGAUUCGCACGCUUGCUGAUCUGAAUCGGACGCCUGAGGUUGCAUCAGGAAGUGAUGACGACGACGAUGAUGAUGAGCGACAGCAGUAUUACACUGGUGGCGAGAAGAGUGGAAUGCUGGUCCAAGACCCUACCAAAAGAUAUGACGCAGAUGCCGUUUUUAGUCAAGCUAGACAUUCAGGAGCUGUGGAAAGGCCUGCUAAUUACCAGCAGUCUUCUUCAAGUUCAAGAAGCUUCACUGGAACAGGGAGAUUACUCUCAGGUGAGACAGUUCCAUCUGCUCCUCAACCACCUGAGGUUGUUAAUCACACUGUCACUCUCUGGAGGAAUGGUUUUACUGUAGAUGAUGGACCUUUGCGAAGGUUUGAUGAUCCCGCAAAUGCAUCCUUUCUGGAGAGCAUCAAGAAGUCUGAGUGUCCCUUGGAGCUUGAGCCAGCAGAUAGGAGGACUCAGGUCCAUCUUGAUCUCAUGAGGCGCGAGGAUAACUUCUCUGAACCAGAGAAACUCCAAAUUCCAUUCAAAGGUGUGGGAAGAAUGCUAUGUAGCAGCAGUAGCAGAGUCACCCCAGCUGCGUCCAAUCCAAGUUCUUCCACUACUCUGAGUAAGACUGUUCCAUCGCCAGCUAUAGGCCUAACUGUAGAUUCUUCAGCACCAACUACUUCAAUUCAGCUUAGGUUAGCAGAUGGUACACGCAUGGUUGCACGCUUCAACUUACAUCAUACAAUCAGAGAUAUUCGUGACUUCAUUGAGGCAUCAAGACCAGGAGGGGCAAGAAAUUACCAACUGCAAACAAUGGGAUUCCCUCCCAAACAACUCACAGAUCCAGAGCAGACAAUAGAGGAGGCUGGCAUAGCAAGUUCUGUUGUUAUACAGAAAUUCUAAACAGAUGCUUAAUUAUUUACUUUCUUGCAUACAUUACUGAUAUAUUAGGUUCUAUUUCCUUCUAUUAAGGGAGCCGGUGGAAGUUAAACACUAAUUAGUUUGAAUGUGUUUUCUUCCCCUCUCUGUCUUCUUCCUGCCGAGUGAAUGUUUUCAUUGAAUAACUACAUAAGGUUUAAUUCAAACAAGGGAAUCUUGGAAUCCA